Ricinus communis (castor bean) is the source of this 488-nucleotide messenger RNA. RefSeq lists its product as uncharacterized. Lineage: Eukaryota; Viridiplantae; Streptophyta; Magnoliopsida; Malpighiales; Euphorbiaceae. The record is from RefSeq and is a predicted model, not a curated record. The coding region runs from base 99 to 488 and encodes 129 amino acids. The transcript is spliced from 3 exons.
UGAGAAUGGUCUAUCAAAUCCGGUUAUCCUGAAAGUUCAUAGUCGUGCAAAAUGGCAAGUAGAGCUUGUCGAACAUGAUGGUAUAGUUUGGUUGCAAAAUGGCUGGCAAGAAUUUCAGAAAAAUAGACUAUCCAGUCAGUAUUAUCAAUGGAGAUACUGAUGUAGAUCUUGAACAAACUGAAAGUGAUGCUUCUGUUGAAAUCUUGAGUCACUUCUCACCAUAUCGGGAAACAAGAAAGAAAUCACCAUUGCUAUUCUCUCCACCUACUAAGAAGAUAAAGCUAGAGAAUUCUACAGGACAAGAAGAAAAGAAAGGAGGAAUUUUUUGUCAGAAACAGAUACUAGAUGAGGUCCUGGACAGAAUAAAACCAUUAACUGCUGAGGAAAAGGCUCAAGCACUUGAUAAAGCAACAACUAAUUUUAAAUCUAAAAAAUCCAUUCUUUAUUAUUGCAAUGCAGUAGCCAUCAUAUGUUCAUCCUGCAUAUAA